AUGGGCUAUGUCUCUUGGUGGCUCGGAGAGGGUUCCGAGGGUUCUGACGGUGCGGCUUCAGUGGGAGAUUCCUCUUCUUGUGGAGUCGUUGGGGAAGUCGGCAUGGUAGAUGGAGGUUGUGUCGUGGGCUGCGCGCUUGUCUCUGAUGCGGUUACGGCCGGGCUUACUCCGGUCAAGCUCCCCUGUCCUCCGAUUCAGCUGAAAUUUACUAACUCCGCCGCCCAAUUUCUAGUCGGAUCUUGCAGCCUAAGAAACUCCGCCAUUGCGUCUAAAGAGAUCAUCGCUGGUGCUUGCAGAGCCGGCUCUGAUGGUUGUGGGUUCGGCGGUGGUUGUGUGGACGGUGGUUCUUCUUGCGGCUGUUGUGUUUCUGGGACCUCUUCCCGGCUGUUUGAAGGGGUUUGA
Molecule: messenger RNA, 402 nt
Organism: Salvia splendens (bonfire salvia)
Lineage: Eukaryota; Viridiplantae; Streptophyta; Magnoliopsida; Lamiales; Lamiaceae
Product: keratin-associated protein 5-1-like
Exons: 1
Coding region: 1-402 (133 amino acids)
Source: RefSeq, a predicted model, not a curated record